AUGCAUUACUUAGUAGCUUUUGUGUGUUUGGCCGUAGUUGCCACAUCUGUCCUGGCAGUCCCAGUCCCAGUUGAAGUGAAAUUAGAAGCUGAGGAACCAAAGAAUGUAUCGCCAUCGUUGGUGGAGGCAUUAAUUGAUGUGGAUAGUGAAACUGGACACGAAAAUGAAUCAGCUCGAUUGGCUAGACAUGGAGGAUUUGGCGGAUAUGGUGGUCGUGGUGGUUAUGGUGGAGGUUAUGGUGGCGGUUAUGGUGGCGGUUAUGGAGGAGGCUACGGUGGAGGCUAUGGCGGAGGAUACGGAGGAGGUUAUGGUGGUGGAUAUGGUGGUGGCUACGGAGGUGGCUACGGUGGUCGUGGAGGUUACGGAGGAUACGGAGGUCACGGACAUCACCACCACCACGGUGGAUUCUACGGAUAA
Molecule: messenger RNA, 417 nt
Organism: Episyrphus balteatus (marmalade hoverfly)
Lineage: Eukaryota; Metazoa; Arthropoda; Insecta; Diptera; Syrphidae
Exons: 1
Coding region: 1-417 (138 amino acids)
Source: RefSeq, a predicted model, not a curated record